CCUAAUUAAUUCUUAGAAGUUCAAGGUGUCAGAACACAAAAACAAAGAAAUUUAGAAGCUUUGAGUGAAGAAGGAAGACAAUUUCAUCAUUGUUUGGCUCAAAGAGCCUUGGAAAUGGUGAGGGAGUGAGCUCAAGUUUCUUAGAAUAGUCAUCUGGUGCUGGAUGGAUUUUGUGGGAGCUGUGCUUCAAAGGGGAAAAACAACGAAAAUUAAUUGCUGCUAUUGUUUUGAUCACAGAAGAAGACAACACCAAUGCAAACAAACAGAAACAGAGGGAAAAACUUCAAGCAUGGCUUCUAGUUCUACCUGCUUCCAAACCUCCCCAAUCAUUCCCAUUUUUGUAUCCUUUCUUCUUGUUUCUUCUUCCAUUUGUCCUGUCCUUUCGUCCGAAUCCGGCAACCCCCAUGCAACCAAUCAAACUUUCCGGCCAGAACAAGAGUUGCAGAAGUUAAGGAUAAUCAGACAACGUCUCAAGAAGAUCAACAAGCCCGCCGUCAAGACAAUUCAGAGUCCAGAUGGAGACAUUAUAGAUUGUGUCUUAUACCAUCAGCAACCAGCCUUUGAUCAUCCUAUAUUAAGAGGCCAAAAACCAAUGGAUCCACCUGAGAGACCAAAUGGUCAUAACAUAAAUGAAAUGGUGGCUGUAGAUUUUCAGUUAUGGAGUCUUUCCAGGGAAUCCUGUCCGGAAGGAACAAUUCCCAUCAGAAGAACAACAGAACAAGACAUGUUACGAGCUAGUUCAUUAUCAAGAUUUGGAAGAAAACCAAGAAGACAUGUGAGGAAAGACUUCAGUAGUGACCAUGAGCAUGCAGUUGGGUAUGUUACAGGAGAGCAAUACUAUGGAGCGAAAGCAAGCAUGAAUGUGUGGGCACCAAGGGUUGCAAAUCAAUAUGAAUUCAGCCUAUCACAAAUGUGGGUAAUCUCCGGUUCAUUUGGUGGCGAUCUAAACACCAUUGAAGCUGGUUGGCAGGUUAGUCCGGAGCUGUAUGGGGACAACUACCCUAGGUUCUUUACAUAUUGGACGAACGACGCGUACCAGGCCACGGGAUGCUAUAAUUUGUUAUGUUCUGGAUUUGUACAGACCAACAAUAGAAUUGCAAUAGGAGCAGCAAUAUCUCCAACAUCAUCAUACAAUGGGGGACAAUUUGAUAUCAGUUUACUUGUUUGGAAGGAUCCAAAGCAUGGAAAUUGGUGGCUGGAAUUCGGGUCGGGGGUUCUUGUCGGGUACUGGCCCUCAUUUCUGUUCACCCACCUGAGGGACCGUGCAAGUAUGGUACAAUUUGGGGGAGAAAUUGUAAAUUCAAGAGCAGGAGGAUUUCACACUUCAACCCAAAUGGGAAGUGGGCAUUUUGCUGAAGAAGGCUUCGGAAAGGCCUCAUAUUUUCGGAAUUUGCAAGUAGUUGAUUGGGAUAAUAACUUAAUCCCCCUCUCAAAUUUACGGGUCACGGCGGAUAACCCGAAUUGCUAUGAUAUCCAAGGAGGCAUUAAUAGAGUUUGGGGGAAUUAUUUUUACUAUGGAGGACCCGGAAGAAACGUCAAGUGUCCCUAAAGGGAAAGAAAGUUUUCCUUUUUCUCAUUUUGGUCCAUUAUAAGUUAAUAUAUAGUUUUUUUUUUUUUUUUUAAAUGAUUGGGUGAUUUGGGUUUCUUUGGAGAUGGUUCAAUGAGUUUGGGGAUAUUCUUAUAAUCAUUUUUUUUAUUUGUAAGUGUUCAUUUGGACUAACAGAUGAUCCAAUUGAUCAUACCAUCUUUAGGGGCUUAUGUAAAUGUUGGAGAAAAAAGAAGGAUGAAAUUA
This is a messenger RNA of Rubroshorea leprosula, 1792 nucleotides long. The record is from the annotation of a GenBank genome assembly. Lineage: Eukaryota; Viridiplantae; Streptophyta; Magnoliopsida; Malvales; Dipterocarpaceae.